Blepharisma stoltei is the source of this 315-nucleotide messenger RNA. The record is from the annotation of a GenBank genome assembly. NCBI's taxonomy places the organism in Eukaryota, Ciliophora, Heterotrichea, Heterotrichida, Blepharismidae.
AUGAGCGGGACUGAAGUUUCAGAUGAUCUAAGCGCUACAUCAACACCGAUCAUGUUUAUGAGCCCAGAAAGCUCGGUUAAAAAAAUAAAAAUUGUGGUAGGAACUAUUUAGUCUGCUGAACUUCUUAAAAGAUUAGGGAUCGAAGGUAAAAAGCGAUUUACAAAGACUCCAAUACGAUGCGAUUCGACCCGAAAACGAUUUAUUAGGAUUCCUCGAAUACUAAGCCCGAGAAAACCUGCAACUCCAAGCAUUUUCAGAGCUAUGAGAGGGCCACCAAAAUUAAUUGUUACUUAUAAAGAGAGCACAAAUAAAUAA